Molecule: messenger RNA, 3440 nt
Organism: Nelumbo nucifera (sacred lotus)
Lineage: Eukaryota; Viridiplantae; Streptophyta; Magnoliopsida; Proteales; Nelumbonaceae
Product: Leucine-rich repeat protein kinase family protein
Biological process (GO): protein phosphorylation
Molecular function (GO): protein binding; ATP binding; protein kinase activity
Source: RefSeq, a predicted model, not a curated record
AACUGAACUAGUGAACUGGCUCUUCUUUUCGUCUUCCCGUUGCAGCGCUACCGGUGUUUUCUGUUCUGGUCUGUUUGUUCUUCUGUCAGAAAAAGAAUGAAAAAAGAGAGAGAAAGAGCUGUGCUGUUUUUCUGCGAUAAGUCGAUAACCUGCUUGGUUCAUUAAUGUCGGGAGAGCUCACUUUCUUCGAUGAAUGAAGGAGACCAUGUGCUAGCAGUAAAUGACUCGACGACGUCUACCAACUGCCUUUCCUCCUCCCUUGAAAAUUUUACUGCAUUUCAUCCAAAGCUUCCUGGAGCUUAGAUCUCCGCGUAUGGUUGGUUCUUUCCGUUGAUAUCUGCAUUACUUCUUCACGGGUUGGUCUGUAAAUUGCUUGAGAAGCCAAAUCUUCCUCUAAAUAGGGAUCUACUCCUGGUCAUAUCUUUCGUGGGGUUAUUUUAUUUUGGCUCAACUAGCUUCAUCAAGCAGCAUUUCCCGUGAACACGCUCCCUUGGCCGUCGGAGGCGGGUUUUUACUUUUAAGCCAUCCCUUCUAUAUUUGCCGCGCAGGCCUUUUCCUUUCACCCCAUUUCUUGAAAACUCGGUGCUUUCUUGAGAAGACAUAGCUCUUUUGAAGUUAUUACUCGAUUCUGCGCUGCCAUUCCUCUGUUUCUGCUUCAUAGAUUUUGCCCCAACUUGAUUAAAGAUCCAGCUUCAGCGAAAAACCAGUUCACAAAUCAUCCUUAUCAGUUAUUUUUCUCAAAUAAUUCUUGAUAAUCUUUCAUGGACCCCUAAGCUGUUAAGCAUGCUUCCACCUUUUCUUGUUUAUAUUUCUAACAAAUUUUCUUUAGUUCAUUUUCCCUGAAGUCGCUAAAAAGAAAACCCAAACUUGGUUUUUGUUUGCUUGGCUUUUUCUUAUCCAAUGACAUCUUAUGCCUUGUUUCUGCUGCUAUGUUUUCCUCUGCUUUUCUCCAUUCCUGCUACCCAUCAGUUGCAAACCUACCAAACCCAAGUUCUCCUACAGCUAAGGAAACACUUGGAAUACCCACAGGCAAUUGAAGUUUGGGACAAUUACAGUGGAGACUUAUGCUUCUUACCUUCUUCUCCACAGAUGACCAUUGUAUGCCAAGGCAACUCUAUAACGGAGCUCAAAAUCAUGGGUGACAAAACCGAUAAGGUCAGUACGUUCGAAGGAUUUGCAAUUCCUAACCUGACUCUGUCAGAGGCUUUCUCCAUGGAUUCUUUUGUCACAACCCUGUCCAGGUUAACCACGCUCAGAGUUCUUAGCUUGGUAUCUCUAGGGAUUUGGGGCCCACUUUCAGACAAAAUCCACCGGUUAUAUUCACUUGAGCUUCUUGAUUUGAGUUCAAACUUUCUAGUGGGUUCGAUUCCUCCGAAGAUUUCUGCAUUGGUACAGCUUCGCUCUUUGACAUUGGAUGGAAAUUUCUUCAGUGAUAGUGUCCCGAACUGGUUCGAUUCCUUAUCAAAUCUGUCGAUUUUGAGCUUGAACGGCAACCAAUUGAAGGGACCAUUUCCUUCUUCAAUAUGCAGAAUUAAGACUCUUACUAGUCUUGCUUUGUCUCACAAUCACGUAUCUGGUAAAUUACCUGAUAUGGGUAGCUUAACUGAUCUGCGCAUGUUGGAUUUGCGGGAGAACCGGUUGACUUCUGAAAUACCUCGGUUGCCGAAAGGUUUGGUCACGGUCCUCCUGAGCAGUAAUUCCUUCUCCGGUGAAAUUCCUCAACAAUUUGGUGAGCUUGAUCAGCUUCAACAUCUCAACCUAUCAUUUAAUUAUCUGACUGGAACACCACCUGCAGCAAUUUUCUCUCUGCCAAAUAUCAGUUAUCUGAAUUUGUCGUUCAAUAAGCUGACCGGAUCACUUCCCUCCCAUCUAAGUUGCAGUGCCGAACUUGGGGUUAUUGAUAUUUCUAAUAAUAGAUUAACGGGUGGAUUACCUACUUGCUUGAGCUCUCAAUCAGAUAAAAGAGUUGUCAUGUUUGGCGGGAAUUGCUUAUCUGUUGAUCCACAACACCAGCAUCCAGAGUCAUAUUGCAAGGAAAUCCACAUGAUGGAUAAAGAGUCCGGGGGCAUGAGUAUAGGAGUAUUAAUUGGUGUUAUUGGAGGAGCUGUUACUGUUGUGAUACUUUUGGCAUUUGGGUUUCUCAUUUUGAGUAGAAGAUAUUGCCCAAGAGGGACUUCUGAGCGGCACUUAACACGGAAGGCAGUCCCUGAUAGAGCGCCAACAGGAUACUCCUCCGAGCUCCUUGCAAAUGCAAGGCUUGUUUCUGAAGCAGCAAAGCUAGGGACACAGGGUGUACCAACAUAUCGGGUUUUCUCUCUAGAAGAGUUAAAUGAAGCCACAAACAAUUUUGAUCAGUCAACAUUUAUGGGCGAAGGUUCAAUGGGAAAGCUCUUCAAGGGAUGGCUAGAGAAUGGCACCUUCGUUGCUAUAAGAUGCUUGACAUUGUCUAAGAGAUUCCCAAUUCGAAACCUUAAACUCCGGUUGGAUUUAAUUGGUAAGCUGCGGCACCCACAUUUGGUUUGCCUCUUGGGGCAUUGCAUUGAUGGUGUUGGACAAGAUGAUUGCUCUGUCAACAAGGUCUUUCUUAUUUAUGAGUAUGUGGCUAAUGGAAAUCUCCGUACUCAUCUCUCAGAGGAUAGCCCAGGCAAAGUUCUUAAAUGGUCAGAGAGAUUGGCAGUUCUUAUUGGUGUUGCAAAGGCUGUGCAUUUCCUACACACUGGGAUAAUUCCUGGUUUGUUCAACAACCGAUUGAAAACAAAUAAUGUUUUGCUUGACGAGCAUCAAAUUGCAAAACUAAGUGACUAUGGGUUGUCCAUUAUCACAGAUGAAAUCAUCAAGCUUGAGGUGAAGGGAGAAGGCCAAAAAUUGCAGAGAAAAAAGUUAGAGGAUGAUGUGUAUAGUUUUGGAUUUAUAUUACUUGAAGCACUUGUGGGACCUUCAGUAUCUGGAAGAGGAGAGGCGUUUUUAUUAAAUGAAAUGGCAUCAUUUGGUAGCCAGGAUGGUCGAAAAAGAAUUGUGGAUCCAGUUGUCCUCACCACUUGUUCUGAAGAAUCAUUAUCAAUUGUUAUCUCCAUAACAAAAAAAUGCAUAUCCCCAGAAUCAUCCAGCCGACCUUCUUUUGAAGAUGUCCUCUGGAACUUGCAGUAUGCAUCUCAGGUCCAAGCAACAGCAGAUGGGGAUCAGAGAUCAGAUGCGACUUCACAGACAUCCAUAUCCCAGCAGAACUAGACUCAGCAACAUCACAUUCAUUUUAGGAACCUCCCUCUUGAAGGACUCAAAUGGUUCUGCCAACACAUAAAUGUUGCCUAUUUUUGGCUGCUUUUAGUCCAUUUUCUCCAUCUUCUUCCAUUCUUUUCCCCUUCUCUUUUCUGGAAUUGUAACAUAAAUGUCUUUAUUUACAUCGAUUAUAGUGCAAGGAAAGAUUGAAUGGCUUUCAGCAA